AAAGCCCAAUCGAAAGUGAAACAAGGGGACAAUUUAUUCUUAACGCCGUGAAAAAUAACUUUAACGCCGUCUAUUGUUCUUCGUCGUCGCGGUCUCUCUCAGAAAAUUGGGAGAAUCGCUGACAAAAUUUCCAGGUAAGUGUAGAUUUCAAAAAAGAUUGAGCUUUUAACAAAUUCCAUUCUUGGAAUCACUUACUUUGGUGAUAAGCUUUAUGUAUUUCAUCGAUCCUGCGGCAAUAUUUGCAAUGCUUUUUGGUAGCGAAAUCUUUGAAGGGUACAUAGGAUGCCAUGGCAUCAAUGGCUUUACUUUAUAAUCUUCACACCAGUUUGAUGCCAAAAAAGAUACAAGAAAAAAUGAGGAAAGAAAGAGAAGACAAGCUUUCUGAGAGAGCCAAAACAGCUAGUGAGAGUGAUCCUUUAGCAAACAAUGCACGUCAAAAGUUAAACGGAAAUGGAAGGGACCGCGAUGAUGAUACCUCUACAUCACCAAAAUCCAAUGAAGCAUCUCACUCUAUCUAUGGUCCUCAGGUAUCAUUUUACAUAAACCUUUAGCUUCUCUUUGAUCUUUAAUUUCCAUCUUACCAAACUCAUAUCCCUCCAUAUUCAACAAUGGUCAAAUGCUUCUUUAGCUGACUUGUGUUAGAUAGAUAACAUUCAUGCUUGUGUGUUUAGUAAAAACACUCUGAAUCAGUCAGAGUCUCUUGAAAAACGUUCAAAUCGAAAGAUAAACUGUUUUCUUGUUGGAACCACAAAGCCCCUAACGUGGAGGAAUUCAAAACUUGGAGAUGAACAUUUCAACUAGUACUUACCACGACCAGCGCCACCUCCUGGCGCAGGGAAUCACUCUUCGACUAGCCUAUAAUUGAUUCAGGAAGUAUUCGGAACCAAUGGGUCGGAGGAAGCCGAGUAGUUCUCGAGGUGGAGAUGAUGAGCAACCACCUCUCGUUGGUGCUAAAUCUAAUAAGAAAGCUGUUCAAAUUGAUGAUGAUGAUGAUGGUGAGUACUCCAUAAAAACUGAGGAGCCUAGAGUUGAGGAAGAGAAAGUUGUUAUCACUGGGAAGAAGAAGAGUAUUAAGAAGGGUACGCAGCAGCAGGAGGAGGACGAUGAUUUUGCUGAGGUUGUUCCCGAGAAUGCUUUUGUAGGGAAGAAGAAAUCGAAAGGUAAGAACGGAGGUGGCUCUGUUAGCUUUGCCCUGCUUGCUGAUAAGGAGGAAGAGGAUGAUAAUGAAUCUAAUGGUGACAAAGAUGAUGAGCCAGUUAUAAGUUUUACGGGUAAGAAGCAUGCAUCUAACAAGGGUAAAAAAGGCUUUGCGGUUUCAGCUUUUGAUGCCCUUGGUGGUGAUAAGGAUGAAGAGAAAGUGGAUGGUGAUGAGGAACAAGUGUAUCCUAUCAUCUUCUCUGGUAAGAAAAAGAAGUCCUCCAAAUCUUCUAAGAAGACCACUAAUAAAGUUGCUUUGCUUGAUGAGGAAGAAGGGACAGAUGCUUCGACCUCUAGACUUGGCAAAAAUACAAUGGGAGAUGAAGAGAGCCUCGAAAUCACGUUUUCUGGUAAAAAGAAGGGCAGCAGUGUUUUGGCCUCAGUAGGUGAUGACUCAGUUGCCUACGAAACUAGUCAAGCUAAAACUCCUGAUACUAAGAGUGUGGAGGUUAUAGAAACUGGAAAGAGUAAGAAAAAGAAGAAGAAGAAUAAGAGUGGAAGGACAGCAGAGGAAGAGUAUGAUUUUGACAAUGUUCUUGAAGAAUUUGGAGAAACCCCUGCUGCUGGAAGACCUGCUUCAUCGACGCCUGGAGAGGAGAAGGUUCAAGCUCAGCCUGGGCCAGUUGCACCUGUAGAGAAUGCUGAUGAGAAGGAAGGAGAAGAAGAGACUGUUAAGACUGCUGCAGCGAAGAAAAAGAAAAAGAAGAAGGAGAAAGAGAAGGAAAAAAAAGCAGCAGCUGCUGCAGCAACCUCUUCUGUAGAGGCUAAGGAGGGAAAACAAGAAGAAUCAGUAACUGAGCCACUACAGGAGAAGAAGAAGGAUGCAAAGGGUAAAGCAGCAGAGAAGAAAAUCCCUAAACAUGUUAAAGAGAUGCAAGAGGCUCUUGCACGGCGGCAAGAAGCCGAAGAGAGAAAAAAGAAGGAAGAAGAAGAAAAAUUGAGGAAGGAGGAAGAGGAGCGCCGCAGGCAGGAAGAGCUUGAGGCUCAAGCUGAGGAGGCUAAGCGUAAGAGAAAGGAAAAAGAAAAGGAGAAACUGUUGAGGAAGAAGCAAGAGGGCAAGCUUCUAACAGCAAAGCAAAAGAGUGAAGCUCUAAAGAGGGAGGCUUUUAAGAACCAGCUGCUGGCUGCUGGUGGAGGUCUUCCUGUUGCAGAUAAUGAUGGUGAUGCUACUUCCUCAAAGCGUCCCAUUUAUGCCAACAAGAAAAAAUCUGCUCACCAGAAAGGCAUUGACACUUAUGUUCAGAGGGAAGAUGAGGUAGAGCCAAAAGAGAAUAAAGCAGAUGAACCAGAUACUUUAGGUGAAGUGGGUUUAACAGACACUGGAAAGGUUGAUUUAAUUGAGUCAGCAAACACAGACGAGAAAUCAGAACCUGCUGAUGUUGCUCAGGAGAAUGGGAUUGAGGAAGAUGAUGAAUGGGAUGCAAAAAGCUGGGAUACUGUUGAUCUUAACCUCAAAGGUGAAUUUGAUGACGAAGAGGAAGAACCUCAGCCUGUGGUUAAGAAAGAAUUAAAAGAUGCUGUAUCAAAGGCACAUGAUUCAGCAGGUAUGAGCAAGCCAAGAACAGCUGUCGUAAAAGCUAUGUCUGAAGUGGAACAUGCUACGCCGACAAAACGUGCUAAGAAGGGUAAAGGCUUAGCUCCAAGUGAAUUUAUAGAAGAAGGUGGAGAAAAUCUCCGUUCUAUUAUUUGCUGUAUCAUGGGUCAUGUUGAUACUGGUAAAACAAAGCUGUUGGAUUGCAUCAGAGGAACAAAUGUACAGGAAGGUGAGGCUGGAGGUAUUACUCAGCAGAUUGGUGCAACAUAUUUCCCUGCGGAAAACAUCCGAGAGAGGACCAGGGAACUGAAAGCCGAUGCAAAAAUUAAGGUGCCAGGUCUAUUAGUUAUCGAUACACCUGGCCAUGAGUCCUUCACGAAUCUGCGUUCAAGAGGUUCAAGUUUGUGUGACCUUGCAAUUUUGGUGGUUGACAUAAUGCAUGAGUUAGAGCCACAAACCAUAGAAUCUCUAAGUCUUUUGAGAAUGAGGAAUACAGAGUUCAUUGUUGCAUUGAAUAAGGUGGAUUUACUCUAUGGAUGGAAAACAUGCAAGAAUGCUCCUAUCGUGAAGGCAAUGAAGCAGCAAUCUAAAGAUGUUACAAAUGAAUUUAACUUGAGGCUGACCCGGAUUAUUACCCAAUUCAAGGAGCAAGGACUUAACACCGAGCUUUACUACAAGAAUAAAGAAAUGGGCGAAACUUUCAGUAUUGUUCCUACUAGUGCUAAAAGCGGGGAAGGGAUCCCAGAUCUCUUGCUGUUGUUGGUUCAAUGGGCUCAGAAAACAAUGUUUGAGAAGCUUACUUAUGUUGACAAAGUGAAGUGUACUGUCCUUGAGGUCAAAGUUAUUGAAGGCCAUGGUACAACGAUUGAUGUUGUGUUGGUAAACGGUGAACUCCAUGAAGGUGAUCAAAUCGUCGUUUGUGGGUUACAGGGACCUAUUGUCACAACGAUUAGAGCAUUACUGACUCCUCAUCCAAUGAAGGAGUUAAGAGUGAAGGGUACUUAUCUGCAUCACAAAGAAAUAAAGGCUGCACAGGGCAUCAAAAUUACCGCCCAGGGCCUUGAACACGCAAUUGCUGGUACUUCCCUGCAUGUGGUUGGACCUGAUGAUGACAUCGAGGCAAUUAAGGAGUCGGCUAUGGAAGAUAUGGAAUCAGUUUUGAGCAGGAUUGACAAUAGUGGUGAAGGAGUUUAUGUACAAGCGUCUACAUUAGGGUCAUUAGAAGCAUUGCUUGAAUUCUUGAAGUCCCCAGCUGUAAAUAUACCUGUCAGUGGUAUUGGCAUAGGGCCUGUGCAUAAGAAGGAUAUAAUGAAGGCUGGAGUGAUGCUCGAGAAGAAAAAGGAAUAUGCUACAAUUUUGGCAUUUGAUGUGAAAGUGACUACAGAGGCUCGUGAACUUGCAGACGAAAUGGGAGUAAAAAUCUUUUGCGCUGAUAUCAUCUAUCGUUUAUUCGAUCAGUUUAAGGCUUACAUUGAGAAUAUCAAAGAGGAGAAAAUGAAGGAAUCAGCCGGUGAGGCAGUCUUCCCAUGUGUCCUUCAGAUUUUACCUAACUGUGUGUUCAAUAAGAGAGACCCAAUAAUCCUUGGAGUUAAGGUCCACGACGGUAUACUUAAGAUUGGAACCCCCAUUUGCGUCCCGGGCAGAGAGUUCAUCGAUAUUGGUCGCAUUGCCUCUAUUGAGAACAACCACAAGCCUGUUGACUACGCAGAGAAGGGCGAGGAGGUGGCGAUUAAGAUUGUUGCUUCAAAUCGUGAAGAACAGAAGAUGUUUGGAAGGCAUUUUGACAUGGAAGAUGAGCUUGUGAGUCACAUUUCGAGGAGAUCUAUCGACAUACUCAAAGCUGACUACAUGAAAGAAAUGUCGACAGAGAAAUGGAAGCUCCUUGUGAAACUGAAGAGAAUCUUCAAGAUUCCCUGAACAGUCAAAUGUCUACGCUAGAGCUUAAAAAAAACUCGCAGGCCUUGUUAUGUCGUGUCUGCUGCAGAACAAAGCGAUUUAUCUUCCCGGAGAGAGCUUAAACCAAAAAUUGUAUUUGUUUUUGUUUAUUUUCUCCCUCAAAAGUGCUGGUCGUUAACCUUCUCUUCAUGCUGGCAAAUUGCAGGGAAACAAAAAGAAUCUUGAGAUACAGAUCAUCUUUACUUGCCUUUUUGACUGACUAAUUUUUUUUUUUUUUUGACAAUCGAAUAUAUGUUUUUGUCUAAUUAUGUUCUCUAUGUGAUGUUAAAAUCUUGUUAGAAA
Molecule: messenger RNA, 4969 nt
Organism: Arabidopsis lyrata subsp. lyrata
Lineage: Eukaryota; Viridiplantae; Streptophyta; Magnoliopsida; Brassicales; Brassicaceae
Product: eukaryotic translation initiation factor 5B
Exons: 17
Coding region: 887-4648 (1253 amino acids)
Molecular function (GO): translation initiation factor activity; GTPase activity; GTP binding
Source: RefSeq, a predicted model, not a curated record